Lolium rigidum is the source of this 1181-nucleotide messenger RNA. Its product is annotated as nucleolar protein 58-like. The transcript has 7 exons. Bases 37 to 1032 code for a protein of 331 amino acids. Gene Ontology annotation, molecular function: snoRNA binding. The record is from RefSeq and is a predicted model, not a curated record. NCBI's taxonomy places the organism in Eukaryota, Viridiplantae, Streptophyta, Magnoliopsida, Poales, Poaceae. Gene Ontology annotation, cellular component: box C/D methylation guide snoRNP complex; small-subunit processome.
GCGGUCGCAACCCCCUAGCAUCCUCCUCCGGCGGCGAUGAAGCUUGGGCGUCUCUGCCUCUAUCCUCCUCCUCCGGCGAAGCGGCGACGGUGGUCCGCUCGCUCUCUUCCGGCGAAGCAGCGAAGAGGCGACGCUCCUCAUUACGUGUCCAGAUGUGGGGAAGAUGAACUGGUGUUACUGCUGUUUGAGACACCUUCUGGCUUCACAAUUUUCACAUUUUGUGCAUUGCUGUUUGACGAACCAGAUCCCAUGGAGUUUAUAUGGGCUCAAUUCGCUGAAAAUUGGAGCUCAAACAUGAUUGUUUGGCCGAAUGAGUUUCAAACUUUUGAGGACAAGUCCAGCGCCAUUAAUGAAAAUACUGGUGUUAACGAAAGACUUGCUGAGAUGAUCAUGAAGCAUCGCUGUCCUGGGCAGAAAAUGGCUGUUGGAAAGCCUGAAUAUAAAAGAAUCAUUGAAGAAAGAUUGGGUAUACCCUGCCUGUAUGGUCCAAUUGUGAUGGAGUUAAUGUGGGGCAUACAGAAAUGGUUGUCACAUUCUGUGCCUGGAGAAAAAUCACGGCUGACUGAAGAUGACCGACUCCCAUUGAGUCAAGGACUGCAAAACUUCUUGAGUCGUUAUGACUGUAAUGUCAAACCAGAGAUGGUCAAUGAUAAAAUUAUUAAGACGGCUGCCUUCUUGUUUUUUGAGUGUGAUUCUAUUGAGAAGGAUAAUUAUGUAGCCUUGCGUAAGGCAGCUGACCACAUCAAGAAUUUAUCUGGCAUUAGCUGUGAGGAUUGGGGCUUACUGAAAAUUGCAAUAGCCCUAAAGAUUGUAUGUUGGCCUGAAGAAGCUGGCAAUGCUUUUGAGAUGAUUUCAGAAGACGUGGUAUCAAAGUUGGUGAAGGAUGCACCAUUAUAUGAAAAUGUGUUGGAUAUGGACUCUUGCUUGGGAAUCUACAACCAUAUGAUGUAUGCUCAUAAAGUUAGGAUUAAGAAAAAAGAACUGUUGAAAUCAUUGAUCGAGGAGGCUAAGGAAGCAUAUGAAGCUGGAUAAGUGGAAGUUGCAUGACAAGAAUUUGUUCAUUAACAACCAUGUGUAUGGCCGUGCAAGCAUAUGGAGCUGAACCAUAAGCUCACAACAAUCUGAAACUGUUGUAUCACCUAACUUAGUUUGUUCUUAGUGUGAAUGGAGUCUUUGGUACA